Messenger RNA from Camellia sinensis, 1651 nucleotides. Its product is annotated as pentatricopeptide repeat-containing protein At2g17033. The record is from RefSeq and is a predicted model, not a curated record. Lineage: Eukaryota; Viridiplantae; Streptophyta; Magnoliopsida; Ericales; Theaceae. Gene Ontology annotation, molecular function: protein binding.
UAAAAGAAGUUCAAAUAUAAAACAAAAAUAUUAAUAUGCAGAGAAGUACAUAAAAUUUGACAUUUUAAUCAUAAAUAUAAGAAAAAAAACUCUUAUCACUUAAUUUACUCGUCUAAAAAUGCUUAAUCACUCUGCUAAAAAUGGAUCAAAUGAUUAAAGUGGAUUGCCUUGGCAUCAUCUUUUAGCUACCAAAAACCGAUGGCAAUGGUUGGCUGCGUGAAGGUGUCACUGCAACUGCCAUCUAACCACCACCACCACCACUACUGUCGCCGCCGCCACCACCAACCCCCACCAAUUUCCACCACCCAUUGCGCUCUAACCAAGCAAGGCCACCGCUUUCUCUCCUCCCUCGCCACCACCACCGACGAUCCAUCACACUCCAAUCGCUUAAUCCGUAAAUUCGUACUCUCCUCUUCCAAAUCCAUAGCUCUCAAUGCCCUCUCCCAUCUCCUCUCCCCCCACACUCCUCACCCCCACCUCUCCUCUCUCGCUCUCCCCUUGUAUUCGAGGAUCAGCGAAGCUUCAUGGUUCAAUUGGAACCCAAAGAUAGUAGCAGACCUCGUCGCUUUGCUUGAUAAACAGGGACAAGAAGACAAAGCACAGUCCUUGAUUUCCGAGACCGUUUCCAAAUUAGGGUUUCGAGAACGCGACCUGGCUCUUUUCUACUGCAAUUUGAUUGAUUCUCACUCCAAACACAAAUCGAAACCAGGUUUUUUCGAUUCCUACGCACGUCUGAAGGAGUUGGCGUGUGCUUCAUCCUCUGUUUAUGUGAAACGUCGCGCAUUUGAAUCGAUGGUCAGUGGCUUGUGCGCUAUGGAUCUACCUCCUGAAGCUGAGAAUUUGAUGAAAGAGAUGAGAGGUUUAGGAGUGAAAUCAUCUGCAUUCGAGUUCAGAUCUGUGAUAUACGCGUAUGGAAGAUUAGGCUUGUUCGAUGAUAUGAAGAGAUGUGUGGUUCAAAUGGAGAUUGAAGGUUUCAAAUUAGAUACAGUUUGUUCAAAUAUGGUUCUCUCAUCUUUUGGAGCUCACAGUGAGCUCCCGGAGAUGGUUUUGUGGCUCCAAAGAAUGAAAUCUUCAGGUGUUUCGUUUUCAAUUCGAACAUAUAACUCGGUGUUGAAUUCUUGCCCAACAAUCAUGACAAUGCUUCAAGAACUCAAAACUGUUCCCAUUUCAAUCCAAGAGCUGAUGGAGAAUUUGCUCGUCGAUGAAGGUUUGCUGGUUCAGGAGUUGAUUGGAUCAUCAGUUUUUGAGAAGGCAAUGGAAUGGAAUUCAUUGGAGGGGAAGUUAGAUUUGCAUGGAAUGCACUUGGGAUCUGCCUAUUUGAUUAUGUUACAGUGGACAGAGGAGCUGCGGGCAAGGUUCCGGGAUCAGAAUCAGGUGGUUCCGGCAGAGGUUACAGUGGUUUGUGGGUCAGGAAAGCAUAGCACAGUUAGGGGAGAGUCGCCGGUGAAAGGUCUGGUUAAACAGAUGAUGGUUCGGAUGAAAUGUCCAAUGAGAAUUGACCGGAACAAUGUGGGAUGUUUUGUUGCCAAAGGGAGAGUGUUGAAAGACUGGUUAGGUUGAUCAUAUCAAAAGUGAUAGCUCUUGAGAAAUUUCAAAUGUUCUCCGUAUUAUUUGCUGAUGAAUUAAAAUCAAGUUUUGGGCAUGGAGUACA